This is a messenger RNA of Mizuhopecten yessoensis (Yesso scallop), 3398 nucleotides long. RefSeq lists its product as uncharacterized. The coding region runs from base 917 to 2392 and encodes 491 amino acids. The transcript has 2 exons. NCBI's taxonomy places the organism in Eukaryota, Metazoa, Mollusca, Bivalvia, Pectinida, Pectinidae. The record is from RefSeq and is a predicted model, not a curated record.
CCUCGUUUGAAAGGCCUUAACCGUUGUUACGCCUUUCUAUCGGUAUUUAAGUCGUCUAUGCGGAGGUCCUGGUGAAGUAAAGGGACACCGAAAUACUAUUAACAAUAGGAUAAUAAUGUGAAAUCGUUGGUAUGGCGUGGAUGAGCAUUGUUAUCAAAAACCGGGUACGUACAGGUGACAGGUACCCGACCCAAACAACAUACACACCAUAUGAAGGAAAACGUCCGUCAUAGUUUUACCUGGAAACGGUAGUUUGAUACGUCAGAUACAGAUCGGGUUGUUUACUGAGUGGUAACUCUUCAGACUUUAUUUCGUGAACAAAAACCUAUUUCGUGACAUAUGGAUAUGUAAUGGCGAAGGAAACGGGCGAGAAAUGCGGUAAACACAGUUGAACAAUCUAACCUCGAUUUGAUGAAAUCACUGGGACAAACAGUCUCGAUAUUAGAUAACAUAUACGUUUACGCAACUGGUACAAAACAAACGGCGACCUAAUGAUCAACUAUGACAUUCGAUAACACUUCUAAGCUUAUAAAAACAAAAUUCUGUUGCACUUUGUCGUCAUCUGUUUUGAGAUUAUCAAUAUUUCAACGGAUAUAUAUAAACGACGACAAAGCACGGACUCCUGCGAGUGAAGGCAAACCACUGAAUGUAAUUUACACACACAAGCAUAGACGCAUCGAUCACCAGUAGUGGGUCGUCUGUUUACUCUUUUGUAUUUUCAUGUCGACAGACUACCGAUGGACUAUUUAAAGAACUGCUAUUACAAAUAUCUUCAAACAAGCUCCAACAUGUGACCAUUUGCGGCUGCUUUUAAAGCCAAGGACUUUGGAAUCGAGAUUAAACAGCACACAGGACGGUUUUCUAUCUACAUGGACAUCUACCAUUGCAAGUUGAUGAAAAACGACGAUUCAGAAGAAUGCCACCAGAUACAAAUGUUGUUGUCAUGGAAACUAAGGAAAAUGGACAUUCUAAGAACAAAUGGAAAACUAUUAUAGAAAUCAUUGGCUUAUGGUAUCUUACAAUUUAUGUGAUAAAUUUCCCUGAUUUCUACGAGAAUUUCAUGUCGAAGCUUUAUCUUGCCCUUUUCGUAUUCAUGGUGUUUUACUCGCACAAGGAAUCUUUUCCUGGAUCAUCGUUUGGAAUCCUGGCCUAUUGUUGGAUGGCGUUGAAGGCGGUGUGUUUUACUUUUGUGUUUACCACGACGUGGUAUAAUUGGCACUAUACACUCAUGGGUCUUACAUUGAUGGAGCUAAUUCAACUUACCUUUUACGAAGAAAUACGAAAGAGGAGGUGUUUAAGGGAAGUACGGGACAAUACGCCUGAGAAAGGCGCCCAAGAACAAAGUGAAACAAUUCAUUCUAAAGUGGUCGUUUACAAAAACACAAUCCAAGAAAUGCUGCCCGGUGUUCAUGUACAUAUAUUCAAAGUCAAAUUUUUUUUUAUAUGUCUAGUUUUAUUAUACGUAAUUGCUCCAUAUACAUUAUAUACAUUGAUUGCAAAUAUUCCAUCCAUUAUGUUUGCUGUGAUAAUAAUUUUUACUCAUAUACAUUUCUUUUCGGAAAAACCAUUAAUCGAUUUCAUACUUUAUUGUUGUGUUAUUUCAAAAUAUGUUUUUUAUUUGAAAGAUGUUUUCACGUUACAAAUGCCUCUAGAACUUCAGCUUUUAAUAAUCUCAACAGUUGAAUACUUUCAGUUGCACGUUAGCCAACGAGUACAGGAGUGGUUAUGCGAUAGGAAACUAGUCAAAUGCAAGACAUGUUCUGAUAGUACUCUAGGAGCUCAUCGAAGUUCCAAAAAAGGGCGAAUACAAUCAGAGUUGCAUUUCAUUGAAGAAUUAUUUCUCUUCUGUGUCCUUGUUUAUGUAAUGCUCAAUUUUGGUUUGUGGGGCAUUGUUACCGUACGGGAUAUUUUUCUAGUCGUCAUUCCACUUCUUAUUAUAGCAUACUCAGCGGGCUUUUUGGUAGUAAACAAAAACUUGUUAUCUCUUAAAUAUUAUCAUGUAGUUUGCGUCCAUUUGUCUAAAUGUUUCUUCUUUGCAAACUUAUGGUACUGGCACUAUCUUCCGAAAUGUUUAGUAUUGCUUUCAUUGAUUGAAAUAGUUCAAGUGCGUGUGAUUGGCUAUUACGUUUUGGAAAAGAAGGCGGAGCCGGCCCUUGUUCUAUGUGACUGUCAGCGUUUCAAUAAGUGCAUUAUCUGUCUUGUAUGGUAUCUCAUGCCCUACACAUACUAUGUAGAUUUCUGGCGCUUGACGUCAUGCCCUAUGACGUCAUACCUAACGUCUGUGGAUGCAUCGCGCGUAACGUCAUAUAUGCGUUUUGUGGACGCGUGGUAUAUCUAUAAAAAAUAUAAGCGUUGCCGACACAAACAUCCGGAGAGUUUAGAGGAAGUUUAGAUUAUAUUUAGAUACAACAUUUUGAUAAAAUUAUAUUUUAUCAAAUAUCAUUUUCUUUUGAUGUACUCUUGGCUCGUCCACACAUCGGUAUUGUUAUGUUGUGUAGAAAACGUCAGCUUUAGUAACUUUUAUAUGUGAAAAAAGUGUGGCGUUAAAAACUUCAAACAAGAUAGCAAAUACCGAAUUGAUAUUAAGUUAUUUUAAUCCAUCGAUAAUUAUCAAUCUUCAUUUUCCAUAAAACCCCCAUAUACAGUUUUGUUACCUUUACAAGUAUUACGCAAUAAAUCCGAAAGAUAAACGUAAAAAUGAUGAAUGGGUCUGUAUACUAAUACUAUCGUUUAGUUCUGCAUAUCGUGGUUAUGCAUAUAUCUGUUAAACCUUUCACCCCUAUGUAACGAAAGUAAACUGUACCGUGCAUUGAUCUGGAAGAGUCCAUUAUGGCCCACAGUGGUGAAAGGGUUAGAUUGGAAAUGUCAUUGCCCUGUGAUUUCUUAUUUUAACUUAUUUAAAUACUCAGUAACUUAUAUCGAUUCCCUAUACUUAUACUGCUUACAUGGCACAGUUGAUUCCGUUCUCAAGAGCCCAUUAUCAGUACCAGGAUUUCUGGUAAGACGCUUCCUGUAGACUUCGGACAGACUCCAUUUUUUGAUGACGUAGUUAUAUAAUUCAUCAAGACAUGGUUAACAAUAAUCAAACUUAAAGGUUUUGUUCUUUGUAUUUUGGAUCGUUGAUCAUUACAAACGAGACAUAUCGUGACAGGUGCAACAUGUGGCACAGGACGUGUUUACUCUUCCGAAUCAACUGUUUCUCACUUACGUUGUUUUUAAGGGUUUCAUGAUUUCUAUUGUAUUGUUUUGAGGAUUCCUGUUAACUUUUUAUUUCAAUGUCGAAUUCGACUCACGAUUUUUUCUCUUUGCGUUGAAAUUAUGGAUACUUUUCUUUGUGUGUUGACACUCUGUUAUAUGUUGUCCUUGUGUGUCGACACUCUGGUAUAUGUUGUCCUUGU